AUGGACGACCCUUACCGUCGCUACCUCUCCUCCAUGUCCGGAGCGGGAAUGCAUCUUGUGGACAUUGCCCAGCCGCCGCAUCCCGUGCCAACUGCGCUGCCCUCAGCCCUGUUUCAUGACUUCACCCUGCAGCAGGCACCAGACCAUCACAGUGCGCAGCAGCAGGUUCUGGUCCAGAAGCGAAGCAAGUCAAAGAGUCGGACGAGCGCUCUGUCCGCCGACGGAUCAGAGGCCGUGAAACACAAGCGAACCAGAUCCGGCUGCCUGACCUGCAGAAGCCGUCGUGUCAAGUGUGAUGAGAAGAGACCAGUCUGUUGUCAGAAAGGUGGCCGUGAAUGCGUCUAUCCGGAGCCCAAGGGAUCGGCAAAAGAAGCAACCAGGUCAGCCGAGACUUCACCGCAGACCACGGAGCAGAGUGACGCAGGCGAGGGCGCGGCGCAUUCAGACCGUGGCCGCCCUCGCGACCCAACGCAGAGCCUGAGCUCACCCAUAAGCUCAGCAGGGGCGCAGAGCAAUAGUCCGGCCGACCAGCGCGGUCAAACGCCGUCACCUCGUACCAUCAGUGCCACUUCAUCCUGGAGUCAUCUUCCUGCAGAUAUUCAACGGCAUCUCGAAUGGAUAGCUGACAACGUCACGAAUCUCCAUUACGGCAUAGCGCACGAAGCCGACCAUUUCUUUGAAUCGCUAUUGCCCCAGGCAGCCUUGCAAGAUGAGGCUCUGCUCAACGCUCUUGUGGCCUUUGCGUCCUACCUCACGACGGUGCAGAACCCAGAUGGGGACUUGGCGGAAUUUUUGCGGUAUCACCACCGCAGUAUCACGCUGCUGCUGGAGCACUUUAGGAAAGGCGAGAAGCACGAGAUCAGCACGCUCUUGACAAUCCUGCAACUGGCGCAGAUUGAGGAGUAUCUGGGGGACUGGGUCAAUGUCAUGGGGCACCAAAGGGCAGCCUUUCAAGUCCUCGACGCCCUUUUCGAGCCUGCCACGGCCCCGCACACGCCUAUGGGACGGAUGUGCUUCACAUGGUACGCGCGAUUCGACGCGUACAUUGCGGCCGUGGCGAAUUGCUCCUCCACGCUCGACAGAAGCUGGUUUGAACACAUGGAGAAAUUCUGUCUCAACCAAAGCUUGCUUUGUCCGCAUGACCCAGAUCGGAUACUCGCGCACGAGUACAUACGCAUCCGACGAAUGAGGUGGCAACAAAACAUGCUAUUCACCAAACCCCGCCAACGCCAGAACCACCCGGACAGCAGCUUUGGCCGAGAGCACGAGGAUCUACUGCAAGAACUGGUUCGGUUCCGCCAGGGAUGGCCCCCUUCGAUACCAAGGCCAGAAAAUAUAGAAUCACGGUUUGGGGGGAGGGAGCCGACUGUGGACGAGCUGUUCCAGACGCUCGAAGGACGUGUGAUGCCGGAACUGCCAUCAGCGGAAAUAACGGAGCUCUAUGCGUCGUGGCAUCUGACCAUGAUACUCCACCUCGUUGCAUCGCCUGCCAUGCCCUCGGAGGAGCUCAUGUCCAAUGUCAGAAGGCACGCGUACUCGAUUAUUUACUACGAUGAGGCCUUGCGACGACGGUCAUCCCAAGGCGUACUAAUCGGCCUCCAGUCAAUGGUGCAGGUUGCCUGUUCGGUUCUGCGCAAGGAUGACCACAGGAUAGGCAUGUGGGUGAGGCGGAACCUCGCGGAAGCAGAGCAGAUGGGGAGUAUACAGCCGGCCCGACACCGCGAGCAGAUGGCUCGCGAUCUGAAUGAUCCGUCCAUCAUGCGCUGGUGGCUGCCCCAUGAUGAGGGCUUCACGCCAUUGCUGCGCAAGGUACGAGAGUUUGCCGAUGAACGGAACGACGUGGCUCGCACGGCGCAGCAGCAGGACGUGCGCGAAGCCAAGUUCUUGUAUGAGCUCUUUGCACAGAUGGAGAUUGCAGGCGGAUGA
Molecule: messenger RNA, 1926 nt
Organism: Emericellopsis cladophorae
Lineage: Eukaryota; Fungi; Ascomycota; Sordariomycetes; Hypocreales; Bionectriaceae
Exons: 4
Coding region: 1-1926 (641 amino acids)
Biological process (GO): positive regulation of transcription by RNA polymerase II
Cellular component (GO): nucleus
Molecular function (GO): DNA-binding transcription factor activity, RNA polymerase II-specific; zinc ion binding; transcription cis-regulatory region binding
Source: RefSeq, a predicted model, not a curated record